This is a messenger RNA of Boleophthalmus pectinirostris (great blue-spotted mudskipper), 1350 nucleotides long. Its product is annotated as dehydrogenase/reductase SDR family member 13-like. Bases 254 to 1210 code for a protein of 318 amino acids. The transcript is spliced from 5 exons. Lineage: Eukaryota; Metazoa; Chordata; Actinopteri; Gobiiformes; Gobiidae. The record is from RefSeq and is a predicted model, not a curated record.
AUCAUUAUCUGUUUUUUCAUUUUAGUUUUGGAGACAAAUAAUGAAGAAAACUGUUGUUUUUUCGUUUACUUAUUUUUGGUUUUGUCUUGAAAAACGAAUGAAUGAAUGAUACAGGGAUUGUGUUAACAUUCCUGCAUAUCUGAUUUGACAUUGUGCCAGAGAGUCACUGUGGGCGGAGGAAACAUGCGGUGAAAACGUGUGGACUUUCCCUGUUGGCUUCAGUGCAUCUGCAGAAACACACGCGCCUCCAGACAUGUCGUGUUUUCUGAUCUGUGGAGGGCUUUUCCUCGCGGCUGCGUACGUUUUCCACGAGAUUAUAGUGAAAGGAAAAAGAUGCACCAGCAACGUCAAACUGCACGGGAAGACGGCCAUAGUUACGGGCAGUAACACGGGGAUCGGGAAGAGGACGGCGGUGGACUUGGCCAGACGCGGCGCUCGGGUGAUCAUGGCGUGUCGGAGCAGAGAGAGAGGAGAGGCGGCCGUGUCCGACGUCAAGAAGGAGAGUGGAAGCUCAAACGUCGUCUUCAUGCCUUUGGAUUUGUCCAGUCUGAAGUCCGUCCGAGACUUCGCCGAAAACUUCCUCAAAUCCGAACCGAGACUGGACCUUCUCAUCAACAACGCAGGUGUGUACAGUGAUGGCCGCACUGAGGACGGCUUCGGGAUGAUGUUUGGCGUGAACCACUUGGGCCACUUCCUGUUGACAAACCUGCUCCUGCCUCCGCUGAAGGAGAGCGCCCCCUCCAGGGUGAUCAACGUGUCGUCUGCGGCCCACAAUGUUGGACUCAUCGACUUUGACUGUCUGAACAAACACAGGACUCUGCGUCUGGGCUCCACCACCUCAGACCUGGUGAAGAUCUACGCUGCCAGUAAACUGUGCAAUGUGCUGUUUACUCACGAACUCCACAAGAGACUUCAGGGGACCAACGUGACCUGCUUCUCUCUGCACCCAGGUGCCAUAAAUACGGAAUUCGAUCGAAACUUCCCCCUAAGCAUACUCAUCAUUUUUGGUCUGGUGAGGUGGUUCUUCUUUAAGACUCCGGAGCAGGGCUGUCAGACCACGCUGCACUGCGCUCUCCAGCCGGGACUCGAACCUCUGAGCGGACGAUACUUCUCCAACUGCACCGUCCGAAACGUGUACGCCAAAGCACGAGACGACGCCACGGCCAAGAAACUGUGGGAGCUCAGCGAGAGGAUGUGUGGACUGCAGUAGAGUUCAAUGAAAAUAUAUGUAAACAGGCUUUUCCCACAAAGUAAAACAAAAAACAACAAAAAAAACAGUGGCGGUAGAGUGGUCCCUCGUUUAUCGCAGGGGGUAAAAAUAACCCGCAAUAAAGGCUUUGCACCGUCACG